Messenger RNA from Lycium ferocissimum, 1210 nucleotides. RefSeq names its product ribosome biogenesis regulatory protein homolog. Gene Ontology annotation, biological process: ribosomal large subunit export from nucleus; endonucleolytic cleavage in ITS1 to separate SSU-rRNA from 5.8S rRNA and LSU-rRNA from tricistronic rRNA transcript (SSU-rRNA, 5.8S rRNA, LSU-rRNA); ribosome biogenesis. Lineage: Eukaryota; Viridiplantae; Streptophyta; Magnoliopsida; Solanales; Solanaceae. The coding region runs from base 52 to 1059 and encodes 335 amino acids. The transcript is spliced from 8 exons. Gene Ontology annotation, cellular component: preribosome, large subunit precursor; nucleolus; nucleus. Gene Ontology annotation, molecular function: protein binding. The record is from RefSeq and is a predicted model, not a curated record.
GCCACUCUUUGUGCAGAAAACUCAAAAAAAAAAAAACAUACACACACAAAAAUGGAGAUGGAGAUGACACAACAAGAAUCAUCAUAUGAGUUGGAUGUUGGUAAUCUAAUGGCUUCAUACCCACAUCACAACUUUGUAUCUCCACCUUCUUCCAGAGAGGAGCUGGCAAAGGAGUGUCUACAGGAGGCGACCAAGUUAGUUCAAGCUGUUGCAGAUGCCCUCUUCAUCUUACCAUCAACAGAAAGCCCUGAUGGUCCUCUAGUCGCAUUGCCUCAACCAACUACGAGAUUGCCUAGAGAAAAGCCUCUUCCAAGGCCUAAACCUCCAACAAAAUGGGAAGUGUUUGCCAAGAAGAAAGGUAUACAAAAACGUAAGAAAGACAAGGUUGUUUUUGAUGAUCAAACUGGUUCAUGGAAGCGCCGACAUGGCUACGAUCGCGUAAAUGAUGACAAAGAUGUGCCGAUCAUUGAAGCCAAGGCAACUGAUGAGCCUGGUCAAGAUCCUUUUGCUAAGAGACAUGAAGAAAAGAAGAAGAGAGUAGAAAAACAAGAGAAGAAUCGACAUAGUAACUUGAAGGAAGCUGCAAAAGCUGGUGCCUUGCCAAGUCACGUUCAGCUUGCUGCCACAGCACUGCCUAUAACGGGGAAAACACAAGCUGCACCAAGGAAAAUUAGCAAGGAUGAACUCGGAAAUGUCGCUGGAAUGGCAGCAAAUGCAACAGCUAGUGGCGGAAAAUUUGACAAGAAGUUGCCUGGGGAAAAGCCCCCAAAACAUGACAAAAAGUAUCGGAAGUUCUUACCAGUUGCGGAAGGAUCAGGAAUGGGCUCCUUAGAGAAACAGCAAACGGAAAAGAUUCUAAACAAGUUCAUGGCCAGGAACUCCCAUGAGAUACUCAAUGUGCAAAAGGCUGUAAACAUGUACAACGUGAAAAAAGAUAAGAAAGGAAGGAGCCAAGGAGGGAAGUCAUCGAAAACUGAUAGCAAGUUGAAGGCGAGGAAGUCACCCUACUCUAAGAAGUCUUCAACAAAAGGGCCUUCAAGUAAAGGAAAAUCCAAGUGAUGACUUUCUUAUAUCCAAUUGUAGUAGUAUACAUGGUAGUCAACCCUUCCUCAUUUAUGUUGUGUUUAUUUAAUUUAUGUUGCAAUGGAACUGUGAAGAGAUUCGUGAGAAAUGAGACAUUAGUAUUUUCCAUGUGUGGAGUAAAGUAAAA